AUGGCAUACAACUACCCUACCAACGACACCGACGUGGAUGCAAUAGUUGAGACUGUCCAAUUCCGCGAGGCUGUUAUUCUUAAAAAAUUCUUAGGGUUAAAGGAAUCUAAGCCACCGGGUCCCGACGAGGUACCGGCCAAGAUUCUGAAGGAGCUCGCCAGUGAGUUGGCAAAACCACUCCCUACACUCUUCCGAACAUCCUCCGAGACCGGAUGCCUACCAGUAGACUGGGAAGCCGGGAGGAUUACGCCACUCUACAAGGGGGAAGCCGGGUCUCAGCGAACAAUUAUCGACCAGUCAGCCUUACUGCAAUCUGUUGCAAAAUUACAGAAAAAAUAA
Molecule: messenger RNA, 339 nt
Organism: Dibothriocephalus latus
Lineage: Eukaryota; Metazoa; Platyhelminthes; Cestoda; Diphyllobothriidea; Diphyllobothriidae
Source: the annotation of a GenBank genome assembly